Paramecium sonneborni is the source of this 436-nucleotide messenger RNA. The record is from the annotation of a GenBank genome assembly. Lineage: Eukaryota; Ciliophora; Oligohymenophorea; Peniculida; Parameciidae.
AUGCAAGAGUUUUAAGUUGUAGAUGCUAAGAUGGUUAAAUUAGAUAAAAAAGGAAAUAGAAUAAAGAUUGAUAAAAAUGCAUUCAUUCCAUUUGAUUAUUUAAUAAUUAAUGUUGGUUUGAUUGAUACAGAAUUGUAAUCAAGAGAAAAGUGAGUUUUGGAUUAUCUAAAUCUCCAUUUUACAAAAUACUCAAUUUAUUAAUGGACUUUAUAGCAUUGAUGAUCCUUAUUUGUAUUAGCAUUUUAAGAGAACUGGAUUUAAAAAUAAUAAUAUUGAUUUAUUAACAAGAAAGAAGAAACCAUAAAAUAUUGCAAUUUAUGGAAACACUCUUUCUACAAUAACAUUUAUGAAUGGGUUGCUUAAUAGAGGAGUACAUCCUUCUCGUAUUCAUUAUGUAAUACCACCAAAGACUUUUAAAAAAAUAGACAAAAUUUGA